AUGCCCACCACCAGAUCCGGUGCCAAAGUUGAGUCGACCUCGAAGAAUGGAAAUGGAGAGGGAGCCGGCUCUAAGCACCAGCUGGAUACGAAGGCACCCCCAAAAUCUAAACGCACCAAAAAUGACGGCGACAAGAAACAGCAAACAACAGAAGAUACUAUUCCAAGUCCUACUGAAGCGUACGGCGACGGCACAAGCCAGCUACCAGCUGAUGAGAACAAUGGGAACAAUAUAGAUAGUAAGAAUGAGGUGAAGCAAGAGGAAACAGAUCAAAGGGGCUCGGCUGAGCAAGUAGGGGCGAGAGGAGGGGUCGUCCCGCCCAACAUCUUGGAGAAGGGUAUCAUAUACUUCUUUAUCCGCGGCAAGGUAAAUAUCGACAAGCCCAGCAGUAUCAAUGAUAUUCGUCGCAGUUACAUCAUCCUGCGUCCGCUAGCCAAGGACGCAAAGCUUGGCGAAGGCACGAUCGACGACGUUGGGAAUAGUCGCUUGAUCGUUAUCCCAAAGAAAGUAUUGCCCUCGAGUGGCAGGGAUCGGUGGAUCGCGUUCGUCGAGAAGUCGCAUGCCUCUUUUAAGACGUUAAGGGAUAAUUUCCUAUCUGCGUCGGAAUAUACCACUAAGACGGCCGGUGUUCGACACACGCCCGCUGCUACCCCCGUAGCGGAAGGCGUUUACGCUAUUACGAGUACCGGUCGAGAAUCCCAUCUCGCCUACAUGAUAACUAUACCGGAUGAUCUUGGCGAGGUACAGAAGGAACUUGGACUAAAGAAAAAAGGAAGCUUCAUUAUAAGCACCAGAAACCCCCAGUAUGAGCCACCGAAGGGUCUUGGCCUUCCCCGAGCUCCCGAAUAUCCAAAGGAGGUGCAAGAUGAAUUCCGAGGCCGACGAUGGAUCGCUACGCAGCCUAAGCAUCUUGACUAUGUAAACACCCAAUUUUUACUAAUUGGCGAAAAGAGCGGCAUUCAAAAGGCCACGGAGCCGCAGAAGGGCCAGAAAGGCGACUAUGAAGACCCCGUAGAGGAGCUGGAAAAGCUGGAAGAUGAAGACACGCACCGCAUGAAGAGUCUACCGGGUGACGACUCGGCGGCCAUCUUUCAAGACUUGCACGUUCGUGCUCAGGAUUAUCCCAAACUCCAAACCACCUUUCACACCUAAGAGCUAAUCAUAAGAAAAUGUAACUUGACGAGAUGUACUACAGAAAAAAGGAACAACUUGUAACGAAAAUAACGGAAAGGAGAAAAG
Molecule: messenger RNA, 1239 nt
Organism: Daldinia vernicosa
Lineage: Eukaryota; Fungi; Ascomycota; Sordariomycetes; Xylariales; Hypoxylaceae
Exons: 3
Coding region: 1-1152 (383 amino acids)
Source: RefSeq, a predicted model, not a curated record